This is a messenger RNA of Acipenser ruthenus (sterlet), 1773 nucleotides long. RefSeq names its product mix-type homeobox gene 2 (gene mxtx2). Lineage: Eukaryota; Metazoa; Chordata; Actinopteri; Acipenseriformes; Acipenseridae. Bases 793 to 1773 code for a protein of 326 amino acids. The transcript is spliced from 3 exons. The record is from RefSeq and is a predicted model, not a curated record. Gene Ontology annotation, molecular function: DNA binding.
UGUCUUGUAGUUCCUUUUAUGAUUUCUUUAGUUUGUUUAGCUGGUCCAGGAUCCACAGUGAUUCAUCUAGCACCCACAAUCCACUUGGUGUCCUGAGUCCUCUGUCACCGAAACUCAAUAUAAAACCUGUGGUGUUCUGAAUGUGAAAUAAACACCUUUUGUCUCGGAGGAUACCACAAUAUUAAUUUCCACGCCCCUGUCUGCGUAUACAGUAUUAGCUUUGACACCAAUAUUCACAGUGUCCUUUUUUCUAUUAAAAACAACAGAGUUGAGUUCAUUCAAUAAUUCGCACAGUGCAUUCUCACCCCACACUGCACGUAUAAUAGGACCAGGUUAAGUUUCCUAUCUCUCCUGUACUUUAUAAUGCAGAGAUGUUUUUCAAAGUCUUAGUAACUUCUCGUAUCAAAACAGUUUAAAAAGAAUCUAAAAAUUGAAUUGAAAAAAAUGAACGAUAAAGUUCUGCAAGGUUUUGUCUCAGCGGCCUGGCCUGCUUUGAAGGUGAGCUCAGGUGUGGAUUGGGCCAGGUGUGAUCUCACCUCAAAGACCUGGCACAGACUCCUGGGCCCACACCCCAUUACAGGACAUUAGAGCCACACCUCGCAAUAAGCAUUUAGGAGCAGGGGGCAGGGGUGUGGGGGCUGAGGAAUAUAAAUGGAAGAGGCCAGGUGUCAGAGAUCAGAACACACCAGAACCAGCACCAGCACCAGAGAACCAGCAGCCACAGCAGGGAAGGAAACCGAGGACCUGGACCAGAGCGACUGACACCAGACUGAGAGACUCGACUGGGCAAGCAUGUGGAAGGAGCAAGGCAGCGCCACUGCUGGCAGUGCAGUUCGGUCCCGGGGAGCGAGCAGGAGGAAGCGCACCUCCUUCUCCAAGGAGCACCUGGAGCUGCUGCGGAGAGCCUUCGACAGAGGUGCCUACCCAGGCAUCAUCCAGCGAGAGAGCCUGGCACAGGCCACUGGACUACCGGAGUCCCGCAUACAGGUUUGGUUUCAGAACCGAAGAGCCAGGAACCUGAAGGACAGGAGCAGCAGCAGGAGCAGUAGGGGGGAGGCUGAGCCCGAGAACCCCAGCCCAGCUCAGUCCCAGCCGGGGAGCCUGGCCCUGUGGGGUCCCCUGCACCCCCCCUUUACUCUGCCAGGCUCCCUGCAGCAGCACAGCGAAGGAGAGGAGGAGGAGGGGGAUUGCUCUCACACCUCCCUCCCCUACCGCCCUGCAGACCCCCAGACGCACCCCAGACUCAGGCAGUGGAUCCCCCCCUUGGAGUCUCCCUGCAGUCUGCCUGCAGCGAGGGGGGGUUAUAAUAUAGGAAUAAUAAAACAGGAAGCUCAGAGCACAGCAAGUCUACAGGACUGUCCCUCUCUGCACAACCAGAGCAUGACUGCAGCACCCGCUGCACUGCCCCCUGCUGGCUCCUGGUUCACACAGCACUGCUACUCAUACCCUCCCCUCCCCAGAGAAGCAUGGGAGCAGCGGAGGGGCCCCAGCCCCCCACCAGCCUGCCCAACGGCCCCCUCACCCCAGCACUACGCCCCCCAGUGGAGCCUGUGGGCUGGAGCGGCAGCCCCUGAGCUUCCGGAGCAGACCGCAGUUCCAGACUGGGUUCUAGAUCAUGUUCCGGUUCCGGAGCAGGCUCCUGGGCUCUCCCGCUGUACAGUUUCGGAUCAGGACCUGUGUUCUCUGCAGGAUCUGUUGGGGGAGCUACAGCCUCUGUGGCUGGAGAUGAGCAGCGUGUUCAGAGCAGAAGAGCCAGAACUGUCCCUCUACUAA